Messenger RNA from Dermacentor albipictus, 1413 nucleotides. The record is from RefSeq and is a predicted model, not a curated record. NCBI's taxonomy places the organism in Eukaryota, Metazoa, Arthropoda, Arachnida, Ixodida, Ixodidae.
AUGCAGAGGCUUCGCGAGACCUUCCGGCGCUCCAAGGGGGGCCCCGCCCUCGAGUCCCACCUGCCCACGUCGGUGAGCCUCGAAGUGCCCAAGCAGGUGCGCUCGGCGAGCUUCGACGAGAUCCGCUUCAAGAAGGAGCACGACCAGGACGCCUGCGGAGGGGACAACCUCCUCAUGGUCCCUUCGACGAGGAACCAGAGAUCCCGCUCGUUCGACUCGGCGACCACGUCGUCUUCGUCGUCCUCCCCUUCGGCUCACUUGGCUGCGUCCUCGGCGUCUGCGCCGCCUUCCGCGGUCCCCGCAGGCAUGGUUGGCACCGGUGUUGGCUUGGGUGCCGGUGUUGGUGUUGGCUAUGGUGGCUAUGGCGGCUACGGUGGCUUCGGCAGCGCCACUGGCGGUGGCACCACUUCGCUGCCGGUGCCCAGUCCUCCGGCAACUGCCACGGACGCGCCCUGUCAGCUGGACGUGCCCAAGUGGAGGAUCCUGCGCCGCUCGUCCAGCGACAAGAGCCAGUGCGCGGCGUGCAUCCACUGUCAGUACAUGGAUGAGUUCAGUCGUAGCACGUCGCGCAGCAACAGCCCUCCCGAUAGGCCCCGAUACUUCUCCUCCGGAUCGGAGACUCUCGAAGAGAGUGAGUCCGAGAGUGCGGCCUCGGCGCGGGCCGACGAAGAGCAGGUCACGGACGCCGAGGAGGACCUCCUGGUGUCGCCCACGUCGUGCGGUCUCAUGGUGACGCUGUCGGUGCCGGACUCUGGCCAUCGCGUGAGCCUAGGGGGCGACACCGGGGUCACGGUGGUGUCUCUCCAAGUGCCGCAAGUGGCUAAGGGCCGGUCGGCCUCGGUGGACUCGUCGUUCCUCCAGGUGCCCACGCCAGACCCGGACUUGGACCCUGACCUUGCGGCCAAGGCACACCGGUCGCGCUCCGUGGACAUUGUGUUGCCGACGGGCGCCGAGCCACACUACACGCUCUGUCAGCCCAAGGAGCGAGGACACGCAAGGAGCGACCCCGCGCUCAGCGCACCUGGAGCGCUGAGCGCAGCACAGCCGAAGUCAAGGCCAGAUGUGAGCCCGUCCAAGAUCACAGAGUUUGUCACCGAUGCGCGCUUCACCCCCAUGCACCAGCUCAAUGGUCGCUAUUGGCUCCUGCCCUCCUUGCUCCUCCCGCCGGUAUGGGUGUGGCGGCUACAAAUUGGCGUGACUCGGUCGCGCUGGCUGUACUACGUUGCGCGUAGACCUCUAUGUGCAGAUGCAACAUUGAGCCUUCGAAAGUAUCAAGCCGAAGAGGAGCGUAAGAGUGGUCUGCAGACUACAGAGGUGUGCGAUGCCCAUAAGUGGCGAGGCAGUGGCGAGGCAGUGGCAAGGCAGUGGCAAGGCAGUGGCGAGGCAGUGGCGAAGCAGUGGCACUCGAACUAG